AUGCCUGCUACCACGGCGGACACACUCUCCCUCGUCACGCGAACCGUCACGGUUGCGCCAUUAGUGCUUCUCUCGGUCGCAGAUCAUUAUGGCCGCUCGGCUAAAGGAACUCGUAAGCGCGUGGUUGGAGUGUUACUGGGAGAGAAUUCCGGCCAGACUGUUCGAGUAUCAAACAGCUUUGCAGUUCCCUUUGAGGAGGAUGAAAAGGACCCGUCCGUGUGGUUCCUAGACCAUAAUUUUGUCGAGUCGAUGAGAGACAUGUUCAAAAAGAUUAACGCUCGUGAGAGGCUCAUCGGGUGGUAUCACUCCGGCCCGAAAUUACGGGCCUCUGACCUGGAAAUCAAUGAACUGUUCAAACGAUACACGCCUAAUCCUUUACUGGUGAUUGUCGAUGUCCAACCAAAGGAAGUUGGCGUGCCGACGGAUGCCUACUUCGCAGUGGAUGAGAUCAAAGAUGAUGGCACCACAACAUCCAAGACCUUUGUUCAUACUCCAUCCAUAAUCGAAGCAGAAGAAGCUGAGGAGAUCGGUGUUGAACACCUUCUUCGAGACAUCAGGGACGUUGCUGUCGGUACCCUCUCUACGCGCAUAACGUCGCAGCUGCAAUCCUUGCAAGGCCUGCAUUUACGCCUGCGGGAUAUUGGACAAUAUCUCCAGAAAGUGCUCGACCACGAGCUACCUGUCAAUCAUGCCAUAUUAGGCAACCUCCAAGAUGUCUUCAAUCUCCUCCCCAACCUGUCGACCCCACCAGCGACGCCACGCCUUAGUGGGUCAGAGCAACAGUCGGAGAACAGCGAGUUAGCACGAGCCAUGAGUAUAAAGACCAACGAUCAGUUGAUGGCUAUCUACUUGAGUAGUUUAAUCCGCGCUAUCACCGCCUUCCACGAUUUGAUUGAGAACAAGAUUCAAAACAGACAACAGCAAGAAGAAAAUGAACUCAAGAGAGAACAGGAAGCCAAUGCCGCUAAGGGUGAAAAGGAGGCAAAGAAAGUGAACGGAGCUGGGAACAGCGAGCAGAAGGAGGAGCAGGAUGGAUCCAAGGAGAAAUCCAAGAGGAAGGGUCAAUGA
Messenger RNA from Aspergillus alliaceus, 1068 nucleotides. RefSeq names its product proteasome regulatory particle lid subunit RPN8 (gene rpn8). Gene Ontology annotation, cellular component: proteasome complex; proteasome regulatory particle. The record is from RefSeq and is a predicted model, not a curated record. The coding region runs from base 1 to 1068 and encodes 355 amino acids. Lineage: Eukaryota; Fungi; Ascomycota; Eurotiomycetes; Eurotiales; Aspergillaceae. Gene Ontology annotation, biological process: proteasome-mediated ubiquitin-dependent protein catabolic process. Gene Ontology annotation, molecular function: metallopeptidase activity; protein binding. The transcript is spliced from 3 exons.